Molecule: messenger RNA, 2373 nt
Organism: Arachis ipaensis
Lineage: Eukaryota; Viridiplantae; Streptophyta; Magnoliopsida; Fabales; Fabaceae
Source: RefSeq, a predicted model, not a curated record
UUUUCCGUCGGAAAUAUUGAGUUAACCCUAACUCACAUCCUAUCCUCUCGAUGCACUCACACUCCACACUCUCUGUCAUAGGAGCUUCUUCAUAUCCUCUCAGAUGCUAUCCUCUCAGAGCUUCUUCUUCUCUCCGUCCACGCUCUCUCCAUCAUAGAAGCUUCUUUCACCGCCGCCGCUCUCUCCAUCGCUCCGUCCACGUUCUCAUCACUGACAGCAAUGGCCAUUCGCUGAUCAUCUCCAUCCACCGGUUCAGUUCCUUGUUCAGGUAUGGCUUCAGGAAUCGAAACCAUUACACACUAAACAAACCAACAAACCCUAGCAACAACAUUAUCAAUCUUACUCUCACUUUGUAAACUUGAAGUGCAGCGAUUAGAAUCUUCUCUGGUUAGAUUUUCAAGCAGUGAAACUGUUACUGCAGAAUUCUGCGGUGAAGAAUGCCAUUCCAUACUAUAGUACUAGGAAAAAACCAUCUACUUUGAAAAAUGAGAGAGAAAACAUGAAAGAUCAACUGGACCUUCGUUAUAGUAGCAAAAAUCAGAGUGAGGUGGAAGUGGAAACUGAACUUGGAAUUCUUGAUGAAAGUAUUAAUACUGUAGAAAUAGAUCCAAUAUCAAAGAUUCAGUCAUCACUUGAUAGUUCUCUUGCAAAAGCUACAAAAACGAACAACAUACAUGAAGAUCCCAAGGCCACGCAAAUGGUUCAAUAAAAUCAAUGGGGGAAGGAGAACUUGUGACAAAAGAAAAUUUGAACGUAUAAAAUCAAUGCUAGAGGCAGAGUUAAGUGAUAUUCAGGAGCGGUACUUCCACAUGAGCCUUAAAUAUGCUGAGGUAGAAGCCGAGCGUGAAGAACUUGUGAUGAAGCUCAAAGAGGUUGGAUUGAUGGAAGAAACCAAGCGGUUGCUGAGUGAAAAAGAAAUUUUGAGCCUUAAAGUGGAGAAUUUACUGGGAAAAAUUAAUCUUCUUGAGAGUGAUUUGAGUUUCUUUGUUGAGAACGAGUUUUCUAGGCACUUGCAGCAUUAGUACUUAAGACUGGUGUUACCAUUCAGUAACGUACAGCUUCUUCACAAAGGUAAUUUGUACUCCUUUAUGAAGUAGAAGGAUACACUUCCAGUGGCUUUUAUAUACAAAUCAUGUAUGCUUCAUCUCCAAAUUUGUUCGAUGCUUUUGCUCCUGGAAUUUUUAUUGAAUUUGUUUUGCAUUCUAAUAAACCAUGUCUGUACAAUUUUGGUUGACUAUCUGACAUAACAAAUUUUCAAUCCUCCAUUUUAAACAAUAUUUUCAAUAAUAUAAUUAUAUAGAAGGGUCAGUCAGUUGUUGUUAAAGGAAUGGAUUCACAGCUUUAAUUUUUGUCAAACACUAAAUAAAGCAAUGAUUUUUUUUGGAAGAACUUAGAAAAUUGUAAUAGUACUAGGAUAAGAUUUUUUUUUUUUCUGAAAUAAAUGGUUUUUGGAUUUAGAUUGAAGAUGGUUUGAAAGGGUAAAAAUAAUAAAAUAGUUUUUUGAACUUAGAUUGAAGAUGAAGAUGUUUGAUGGAAGCAAGAAUGAAGUGACUUGCAUUGAAUUUGGUUUCUAUAUUAGGUUUGUUACUUUGUUUCCACCUACCAUUGCUGAUAUAUAGCUGAGUGAACUUUGGUACAUGUCAUGAAAUCUAUUAUGAUCAGUUCCACAUAAAUUAAACUCCAGAGAACCCCUUAAUAUUUAUUCCUCGUAUGAUUAGCUUGCAGAUACAAAUAAUCACUAAUAUUUUUCUAGUGCUUAAAGUAACCUUGGUGUUUCAUUCAUAUAGAUAUAUAUCAUAGAAGAUUAUAUAGACACAGUUAUACAUACAUGUAAAAAAUCUCUUUGACAUAUAUAGCAUUAUUUAAUUUCCUUAUUUUUCAGAACUAUAUGUAAUAUAAAAGGUUAUAUCCAUUAUGAAGCAUUUAAGCUUAUCAUCAAAUUCUAAAGUUAAAAAGUGGUCUCAGAUGUCUUAAUAACAUAAAAGUUUGAUGGUGAGUAUAAAGGUGAGCUAUAACAGGUUCAUGUAGCAUAGUCCAGAAAGUUGUGAGGAAAGGUGGGAUGAUGAAGAAGAAGUAGUAGCAGCAGAAAGAGCAAGUGAAGUGAAUUUUGCAGAUGAGAUAAGUGGAAUUAACACAGGACCUCCUUCACCAACUUCAUCUAAUGAAUCCUCUGUUACAAGUUAAUUAUUAGAGCAGCGAAAAUUGUUCAAAUGAGUUAAGAAAUUGAAUAGGAGUUGCUUGCAGCAUAGGUCUUUUAAUUUACUAGUAUGAGGAAAAUUAUUUAGAGCCCUUUGGAUACCCAUUAAUGAUUUUUAAUUUACUCAAUAAAAUUUGUUGAUGUAUGGUUGUUAUUUAUUAUUAUAGUUGAUGUAU